Asterias rubens (European starfish) is the source of this 2786-nucleotide messenger RNA. RefSeq names its product putative tRNA pseudouridine synthase Pus10. Gene Ontology annotation, molecular function: RNA binding; pseudouridine synthase activity. NCBI's taxonomy places the organism in Eukaryota, Metazoa, Echinodermata, Asteroidea, Forcipulatida, Asteriidae. Bases 7 to 1653 code for a protein of 548 amino acids. The record is from RefSeq and is a predicted model, not a curated record. Gene Ontology annotation, biological process: tRNA pseudouridine synthesis. The transcript is spliced from 18 exons.
UUGAAAAUGGCGGCCGCCGAGGAAGAAGAAACGAACUCAAAAACAGACAGUAAUCAGCUGAAUGUGCAGACAUUUUUUGAGUUGGAAGAAUGUCACACUGUGAUAUCUGAGCUCCAACGAUGCGGAUGUUGCACGAGGUGCAUCCUGAGACUUCUUGGAGUGAAGAGACAGCCUUUGUUUAUCACCCCCAAUGAAGUAAUGAUCCAGCUGAUGAAGGCAAAACAGAACGAUGAAGAACCAAGCCCAUCAACGGACAACAACGGAGAAACUGAACCUGUUGACAAGGAGGUUUCCGAUUCAAGCAGUCAGAGUUCAGAGGCAGUCUGCUCCGUGUGUCUUGGUAUACUGCAGGGGUUGUGUGACCCCAGCAGUGUCAAGAUGCUUGCUGAUCAGGUACGUGAAGCAGACUUUGGAUUUGACACUUUCACCAUGUCCAUGACUCUACCACUGCAGCUCCUCAUCAGGGAGCAUUGCAUAUUUCUUCAUUUGAAGUCAGUUUUCAGUAAACUUUACCAGAAGACCAUCCAUAACAACAUUGCUACCAUUAAGGAGGUGUACAAGUGGGUUUGUGGACCAGUCAUGGGAAAUGCUCUCGAUGUCAAAUUCUACUUCAAGAGUCCGAUGGAGAUUAUGGUUACAUUCACACACAAAGAAACUGAGAAAGAACUAAACAAACUAUUACAACAGAGUAAUAACGAGCCUCCAAGAAAGAAGUUUAGACGUGGGUAUAACAGUGGAGCCAUCAACUCACCAGGAAGGCCAGUAGUAUUGGGAGCCAUAAAGAAUGUGUCAGAUACCAAAUUUAAAGAAUUGUUUACAUGUCCACCACCUGUGCCUCAGCAACUAAGCAUCACAGAGGUGACCUGCUCCUACUCAGCAGUCUUUGUUGCUGGACGUUAUAACAAGUAUUCCCGGAACCUAAGCCAGACACCGUGGCUGAUUGAAGGCCAGCGUAAGACUGAAUCCUCCAUGCAGGAGAUCAUAUGUGAUCCAAUUCAAAACCUCUUUAAGGCAUCAGAUUUUAAAUUCUCAGCAUCUGGAAGGGAAGAUGUAGAUGUGAGGACACUUGGGAGGGGGAGGCCAUUUGUAGUGGAAGUACUUAAUUCAAGGCGGCCAGUACCGACACAAGAGGAACUCACAGCAUUACAAAAGACUAUCAACAGAGGUACUACUGAUGCUCGUGUUAGGGAUCUUCAAUGCAUAGAAAAAGAUGACCUUAACAAACUCAAAGAUGGUGAGGAGAUUAAGACCAAGUCUUACAGUGCACUCAUUUGGUCAUCCGCUGAGCAAACUGCCGAAAGUUUAGCAUUCCUGACUGACAUUAAGGACCUGACAUUAUAUCAGAAGACACCAGUGCGUGUCCUACACAGACGCCCUCUAGCAACAAGAGAGAGAGUUGUGCACACUAUCUCAGCCAAAGUUAUUGAUGCCCAUCAUUUCAGGUUAUUCCUAAGAACACAGGCAGGAACAUACAUCAAGGAGUUUGUCCAUGGUGACUUUGGUCGGACGACGCCCAACCUGGGAAUUCUUCUCAAGUGUGAUGUGGACAUUCUAGAAUUAGACGUUGAAUCAGUUGAUGUUGACUGGCCUCCCUAUCUCCCUGAGGAGGAGGAUGCCGAUGAGCAAAUGAAGGAGGCAGAGGACAAAACCUGAAGAUGUCGGAGACACUGUGAUGAAGAAGAAGAUAAACCCAAGUAAGAUAGUUGGGUCCUCUGGCAAGAUGUCAAAAGAACCUGAGAGUCUUGUGCCCAUAACAUGUCUGACAACUAUACUAUUAAGCCAAAUUGAUAAAGCUGUUACUCAGAAAAUACUGCUUAGCAGGACACCAGUUGCAACAAUGUUAACUUCAUGGAAUUUUUUUUCUGGUAAGCAGUUCCUGCUAAGAAAUAUUUUUCUGUGCUUAGCAAGUUUUUAUGCUUAUGGUUGGAUGCCCUGGCCUGUGCUAAGGCAUUGGUGGCAAUUGCCAAUAAUGCUGCUGGUCUGUGCCUCGGUGCCCCUUAAAAUGCUUCUUUUAAAAACUCCUAUAUUUUUAUCUUGGAGGUAUCAGCGACAACAGAAAAUUAUUCCUUUACAAUAACUCAAAGCUCCUUACAGAAACUAUUCACUAAGAUCAACAUAUACAUACUAUUGCAUACUUUAUAAACUCUACAUUUUUGGUUGAUUCUCAAUAAACAUAUUUUUUGUUUGUAUUGACAAAAGCCAGUCUUACAAGAAGUUGGGAUGAUAAUUUAAAAUUUUUGUUUCAAACAUCCUGGAUACUUGUGGUUGACAAAAGCCACAUUUGUAAUGAGUAAUCCUCUCAAGAAAUUUCUUAUCAAAAACAUAUUUUAUUUGUUGUUAAAAAGGCAAUGGUACAUAUAUUUUUUAUUUUUUAAUGAUCGUUCAUUUUCAGAAAAAAAAGUUGCAACAUUUUUUGCUUCAAGGAAAGAGUUCAUUUACACUGUGAAGAAAAGACUUUUUGAUUCUUCGCAUAAAAAUAAUGCAUCAAUGAUCAAUUCUCAUUGUAUAGCAGUCAGGUCAACACCUGUGUUAAAAAAGAAAUUCAUGUACAUGCUCAAAUAAACAGAAAAACUCAAAACAUUUUAAAAUCAUGACUCUUUUUGUUCUUGUUUUUGUUAAACUGCAGCUUUAUUUACACAAUGACUCGGAUAUAAAAACAGUUGGAUCUACACUAAAAGCAAUUGUGAAAAAAGCUCACACAUUCGCUGAAAGAAUGGGAGACUUUUGGGACGAUUGGUGGCAGCAGACUUACCAGGUAAAAUCCAUUGUUCUCGGUCAUGUGCACA